This is a messenger RNA of Penaeus chinensis, 1242 nucleotides long. Its product is annotated as mpv17-like protein. The record is from RefSeq and is a predicted model, not a curated record. Bases 119 to 523 code for a protein of 134 amino acids. NCBI's taxonomy places the organism in Eukaryota, Metazoa, Arthropoda, Malacostraca, Decapoda, Penaeidae. The transcript has 3 exons. Gene Ontology annotation, cellular component: membrane; cytoplasm.
UGAACUCGUUACCGUUUAUAGAAGCAUUCGACUAUCAGCGGAAACAUCUGACAUUGUUGUUCACUACGCAUUACUACACUUUCAUUGAGUUGGUGUAAAAUUUUGAUAACUAACCAAAAUGACACUUGGUAACCUUAACUUGGCCUUUACCCAUAGCGCUUGCGUCAUUGCUGGCCUAGAGCAAGUCCUUUUUGCUCCUGUAGGUCAGACACAAUUUUACUUGGGGAUUACUCUACUGGAAGGUCGCCCCUGGCCUGAGUGCUUAAAGGAAUGGAGAGAGAAAUUGAUUCCAACAUGGAAGGUUGCAGUGUGCUUUUGGCCAGUUGUCCAAACCGUCAAUUUUGCCUAUGUUCCAGAAAAGAACCGUGUAGUGGUGGUUUCAGUAGCAUCCUUCGUAUGGACAAUAUUCUUGUCUUACAUGCAUCACUUUGACCAAGAAAUGCUUCCAUUGUUUCUCAAGAGGAUAGAUCAGUCAAGAGAGACACUUUCUAAUGGAAAAUGUUCACAGUCUGACAAAGAAUAAUUAACCAAAGAUUUGUUAUAGCAGCAUAACAAUUUUAAAUUUUAUGUUAAUAUAAUUGUAUGAAAAAGAUAUAUGUAUUAUAGAUAAUUGAGAAGUUUCAUGUUAAUAGAGUAAUUACACUUCUUAUAGAUGAGGGGCAUCUGAAUUAAUAUUGUGUAUCAGGUUCUAGACCAGUGGCACUCGUGACUUCUUUCUCUGAUAAAAAUCUUCAGCAAUCUCAAUUUACCUAAUUGUAUAACAGUAUUCCUUGAAGACAUAGCUUUGUAAUAUGUUCAUGAUGUGAAACAGUGACUUAGUAAAUUGGCUUAUAAUAUUUUUUCCCAAAACACCGCGAUCCCAUUGAGAACUGCAACACAUCGGUUGGGUACCACUGUUUUACAGGUAUAAAUUAUACAGAGAGAAUGUGAUGCCCAUUUUAUAAAAAUGGUGAAAAAGGUACUUUCCAAUGAAAUUAAAACAGCAUGUAAGAGUUUACAUGAAGAUGUUUUAAUAUUAUUGGGAAGUAUUUUUUAAAAUUUAGUCUAAAUAUAUUAAGAAGUAAUGAAAAUGAUUGUUCAAGAAAUAGAAAAUGUAUUUCAUAUUUCAUGAUAUAUUUAUUGUCCUACAUUUUCAUACAGCAUAUUUAAGUAAAUAUAUAUACAUUACAUAUUUGUGUGUGUGUGUGUGUAAUAUUUAUAGCAUCAGUGUGAAACAUAUGUCAAUAAAACAGUUUGUUUUUA